Molecule: messenger RNA, 713 nt
Organism: Trichoplusia ni (cabbage looper)
Lineage: Eukaryota; Metazoa; Arthropoda; Insecta; Lepidoptera; Noctuidae
Exons: 2
Coding region: 326-682 (118 amino acids)
Source: RefSeq, a predicted model, not a curated record
AUAACCGACCUCGACGCGGGCGAAGCCGCGGGCGGAAAGCUAGUUAUGUAUAUAGGGACAAGUGCAUUCAAGUUUGAUGGUAAAACAAAUAAAGACGGAAGUAGAAACUAAUCCAAGAAGCUUAUCGAAGUUCGUUUAAAGUCGCAAGUUGCGUACGGGUCGUGGUAGGGGGCGCGCCGCAGCCUUCGUUCAGCUCGGCCCGCAGUUGAAACGCGUCGCGCGCGCAGGUCGCCGUGCGCGCGAACCGCGAAAUUUCCGAACACGCCCGCGCGAGUGAUGUCACAAAGAGAACUAGUGGUUACUGUGCUGUGAUUGUGAAUUAACUAUGGUAGCCAUGGUGGCAUCAGCGUCUGGAUAUGGCACCUUACGCCGUUUUCUAAGCGUGCCUGAGGGCCAGCACUCCGCCGCCGAGGCAGGGAUCGGACCGAGCAACUCCGUUGCCGUCUCGUCAAAGCAACGGGCGUCAAUUAAAUGGCUGUUAUCGAAGGCGUUCAACAACAGGGUCCCGGAUAACCUUCAGGAGCCCUUUUAUAGGGAUCAUGAGGUGAGCCUGAACAUACAACUAUUUCCAUUAUUAAAUGAUAGAGAUGUUAUGUUAAACUAUUCCAGUGUACAAGUCACAAUAGAAAGCCAGGUUAAAAGUAACUUUAUAGGCAUUUUCCCGCAGCAUAAUGCUAUCUGAUUGUUUUGAAAUCCGAAACAAUAACAUUUUC